UCUCGUUUUUGUUGGUUUCCACCUUUUUCCAGUGGGAGGAGCUGAGCAGAGAAGGAGUUUAGGAAGUGUUUGGUUACUUCUGAGAUUCUGCUGUUCCUUAGAGAGCGAGCGAUGACGGUAGCAGCAGGAAUGGGUUACGCUCUGCUAGCGUUAGGACCCUCUCUCUCCAUCUUCGUUUCUGUCAUUUCCAAAAAACCCUUCCUCAUUCUCACCGUUCUCUCCAGCACACUGCUGUGGCUUAUAAGUUUGAUUGUGCUGUCUGGAAUAUGGAGGGGGGUUUUGCCUCUCAACACAACAGCUUGGUGGCCUUUUGGAAUACUCAUUUUCUCAUCUGUUGCUUUUCAAGAAGCCCUCAGGCUUUUCUCCUGGAAAAUAUAUAAGAGGUUACAAGAUAUGUUAGAUGCCUUUGCUGAUAGAAUAUCAAAACCACAUCUUCACCUGACAGAUAAGAUGCUGAUUGCUCUGGCUGGUGGGUUGGGUCAUGGUGUUGCCCAUGCUGUGUUCUUCUGCAUCAGCCUAUUAACUCCUGUAUUUGGUCCAGCAACAUAUUUCGUUGACAGGUGUUCAAAAGUUCCAUUUUUCCUUCUUUCUGCGAUUAUUGCUCUUGCAUUUGUCACAAUCCACACUUUCUCAAUGGUCAUCGCAUUUAAUGGGUACUCAGAGGGGAACAAAGUGGAUCAAUAUUUUGUUCCCAUUGUUCACGUUGUCGCUGGAAUGGUGACUCUGGUGAAUUUGGCCCCUGGCGGUUGUGCUUUUGGCAUUCCUCUUCUUUAUUUGGUUGCAAUCUUGACCUUGAUUCAUUGUGGGAGGAUGGUUUGGAGAAAAUUGACAGAAAACCCAAUCAGGCUGGUUCACUCGUAAUGCGGGCUUGCAGAAAGUAUUCAGAAAAGAAAAUCUAGUAGAUUAAGAGAUUAUUGCUUAAAUUGGGACAUUAUCCCCCUCGCGUCGAAAAACCAUUUUAUGUCCGAAUGUUACUUGGGUACAUUGCAGUAAGUGUAUAUAUGGGUUAUUUAUCUCCAUGAGAUGAAGUUAAUCUCUAAGUUACACAACGUA
This is a messenger RNA of Glycine soja, 1053 nucleotides long. Its product is annotated as gamma-secretase subunit APH1-like. Gene Ontology annotation, cellular component: membrane; gamma-secretase complex; endoplasmic reticulum. The transcript has 7 exons. The record is from RefSeq and is a predicted model, not a curated record. Gene Ontology annotation, biological process: protein processing; positive regulation of catalytic activity. The coding region runs from base 112 to 861 and encodes 249 amino acids. Lineage: Eukaryota; Viridiplantae; Streptophyta; Magnoliopsida; Fabales; Fabaceae. Gene Ontology annotation, molecular function: protein-macromolecule adaptor activity.